Molecule: messenger RNA, 1455 nt
Organism: Prionailurus viverrinus (fishing cat)
Lineage: Eukaryota; Metazoa; Chordata; Mammalia; Carnivora; Felidae
Exons: 2
Coding region: 1-795 (264 amino acids)
Source: RefSeq, a predicted model, not a curated record
AUGGUCAGUCGCAAUGACACACCCACCACAGAGACAAUCACACCCCUACACAGAACGCCGCACAGUCACAUAAGGUCACAGUCGUACACAUGGAAUCCUGUUCCUCUUGCCCCUUCCCCCAGUCCCACCAAGUCACACCUGCCGAGACUACGGACCCGCCCAGACCGCACCUUCAGGUUGCCCCGGUCAACCUACGGACGCACCUGCGCAGCCUGGUGGAGCCCCCCAAAACUUAGGCCGCUCACCUUGCAGUUACCCUUCCCGGGAGGCCGACGGUCGGGCAAGCGAGUGAAGGAGCGGCCCUGCUCCUGCGAGGCCUCUGGGAAAUGUAGUCCGGAAGGAGUCGGCUCAGACAAGAUGGCGCCUGUGUUUCGAUUUCCUGCAGCCGCAAAAACCUGGGUGAAGCCAAUAUCCUUGCUCCCGUCUCCAUAUCGCAUCAAGGGACCGUCCAGAUCCACGCUCAGUCUCCAGGGUCUGAGAAGCCCAGUGUUUAUCACCCACUUGGCUAAGCACACAUCUCAAGGCACCAAAAAAAAUGCCUACCAAAGGAGUCAGCCUAUGAAUACCCCUAGUAAGGACAAGUCCCAAGCCCGGAUUCGUGGACUACAAAGUCCCUUCCACCAGAUUCCAGGUGUUUUCAUCUCCAGACCACAGUUUUCAGAUAGCUCUGCAACUUCCCACAUAAAGUUCUUUCAGGAACUUGGAGUUCUUUCCUGCUUCCUGGUGCAGCCCACACUCAGGCCGGUGGGCCGCGCCUGGGGGGCCGUCGCUGGGAUUCUAGACCGGGAUUCCUGAAGCGUGGGGAUGGGGAUUCAGCGGGGAUCCCAGCCCGGCGCCAUUUUCUUCGCGCAGUCUGGCUCCAGUCUACAUUUUCCAGAGGUCCUGCGGGCCCUACUGCACUUUCCGUGACAUCUCUGGGUCUCUUCCCACGGUGGCCGGACUUUAACCCCUCGCCGAGAGCCGCAGGAAACUGCGGUAGCCUUGGCUCAGCUUGGCUUGUUUGGAGCUAACCCUGGAGUGGCUUGAGGUGAGGCAGGCAGCCUGUGCCUGGGUGGAAGCAAAGCUGAUCCACAGCUUCCGGCGGCGAAGAAUGCAGCGGGCUGAGGGAUAGCAGUUGCGGAUGGGGGUGGUGUCAGUGACUGUGUGACGGUGUGCGGUGCCUGUGACGCUGGGUUUGACAAUCACGAUGUCCCCGUGAUGGGUGUAUGAUUGUGACGCGUUGUGUGGCUGUGUGUGUGUGUGUGUGUGUGUGUGUGUGUGUGCGCGCGCGCGCGCGCGUAGGUGCGGGGAGCCCGUGACUCAGCAGGUGUAACUGUGUAUCCCUGGUUUGGUUCGUGUCUGAGAAACCGCAUGUACGAGCGUAUGAUGCCUAUGACCGUGCAGGUGUCGUGUGUGUGAGGUGAGUGUGCGAUUGUUACCGUGUGACUGUGGCAUUGCGUGUAUGGUUAUGGAUUA